AUGAUAAUGUUAGGUAUUAAAGAAAACAAAGAUGAUAAUUUACAAAUAAAUAUUGUUGAAGUGAUACCUAGUGAAGAAGAAAACGAGAAUGAUCUAUUAAAACAUCAUAAUGGUAUCUAUUGGAGACUUCUUUUUCUUAAUUUAGUUGUAUUAUGGGCAUAUCAAUCAUUAAUAUCUGCACAAAAUUAUUAUAUUAAAUUUUUUCCACAUGAUCAUUUAGAUUUUUGGGGAACAGUAUCAGCAGGUACAUCAAUGUUUAUAUUACAUGUAAUCCAAUUAUAUUUUGGAGUUUAUAAAUAUGGUUUUACAAAACGUGUUGUACCUGGUUUUAUUAUUUAUAUAAUAAUAGCAAUAUUUGUAAUGGCUAUAAAAAAUAAAUAUGUAUUAAUAAUUGCUUUUGCAAGUGUUGGUGGUGUUAAUACAAUAACUGAAUCACCAAUCUAUGGUAUAGCUGGUUUAUUUACAACAGGUUCAUUUACUCAAGCUGUUCAAGUCGGUAAUGGUAUGGCUGGAUUUUUAAAUGUUUGUGCAAAUACAAUAAUUCGUUUAAUUGUAUUAGCAGCACAUAGUCAUAUUGAUGAAGAUCAAUUAUCAUUUUAUAUAUUUAUGAGUGUAUUAAUUGUUUUAUGUAUUUUAGCUAUUUAUAUUUAUUAUAGUUUAAUUAAUCUUCCACCAGUUAAUCUAAGAAUAAAUCAACAAAUGGCUUCAUUUCAACAAAACAAUCUUAAUGAUGUUGCUGAAUUGCAUCAGACUGAAAAUGAACUUUCAUUUUGGGAAUUAACAAACAUUUUAAAAGUUCAUUUAUUUGUUCAAUUUUAUGUUCUAUUUAUAAGUUUAUUAUUAUGGCCAGGUAUACCAUGUAGUGCAUCAAGGACUGGUUGGUUUAAUUCCGAUGGAAAAGUUUGGUGGUGUUCACCAUUUAUUAUAAUGACAUUUAAUUUUGGAGAUCUUAUUGGUCGUACACUUGCUGUUAAAGUUCAUAAAUAUUUUUCCGAAUGGAUUUGUUUAUUUUCUGCUCUUUCAAGAAGUUUAUUUAUUCUAAUUAUAGUUUUUCGUCAUAGUAUCGAUAGUAUUCUUCUUCUUUGUUUAAUAACAUUUAUGGGUUUAACAAAUGGUCUUCUUGCAACAGUUACAUUUAUGGUUCGUCCACCAGCAAUUGUUGGAGUUAAUAAUUGUGAAAGAGCUGCUUAUUUAAUGACUGCUUCUCUUUAUUUUGGUAUUGCAUUAGGAUCUAUUGUUGCAGCUAGUUUAUCAUUAACUGGUGUUCUUUAA
Adineta steineri is the source of this 1272-nucleotide messenger RNA. The record is from the annotation of a GenBank genome assembly. NCBI's taxonomy places the organism in Eukaryota, Metazoa, Rotifera, Eurotatoria, Adinetida, Adinetidae.